Fonsecaea multimorphosa CBS 102226 is the source of this 813-nucleotide messenger RNA. RefSeq lists its product as uncharacterized. The transcript has 2 exons. Lineage: Eukaryota; Fungi; Ascomycota; Eurotiomycetes; Chaetothyriales; Herpotrichiellaceae. The record is from RefSeq and is a predicted model, not a curated record. The coding region runs from base 1 to 813 and encodes 270 amino acids.
AUGCCGUUGAGUAUCGAUAAGGAGCUCAAAGCUCUUUGUCAGAUCAUAGAACGUGAAUACUCAGCAUCCGAUAUUUCAGAUGCUCUCUUGACCCUUAAAGUCCCAGCCGCGGGCUACCUUCCUGAUAUCCAACCCAUUCCGAGGCCCGAGCGGGACAACACUAGGAGCUCUCGUCGACUCGUCGCCCCCGUCAGCACGGUCCUUUUUGUGCGCAAAGUGGGAGACGAAGGCUCCACCAUCACCAAAGACACCGCUUCAACUACCGUGUUCAACAUACCUCAAGGCAAAAAUUGGACCGACAUGAUAGCAGCGUCAAACGUGGCUCUGGUUCAACAACCGCAAGACGGACCCGAGAUCCGUGCUGCCUUGAUGGGUGAUAUUAUGACCACACGACUCAAGGUCCGGGGUGUCCGUGGCGCAAUAGUAAAUGGACGCAUUCGUGACGUGGAAUCUUGCAGUCUCAGGUGUGUAAUCAACGACGACGAUGACGAUGAAAACAACUCCUCAAUCUUCCAUCUCUGGUCCCGCGGGUUUUCAGCGUCAUCCCCCACGCUGGAGGCCCUGCCUUCCGCUGUGGAUGUGCCACUCCACUUCGACGCCAUGGUCGUGCAGCCCGGAGACAUACUGUAUGCGGAUGAGAAAGAUCGAGCUGUGGUGGUCAUUCCGCGGGAACUGCUGGAGAAAGUCGUUGACUUGGCGGCUGUGCAGAAGCGAGCGAGUGAAGCAGUUCUGGAAAAAGUCAAGAAUGGCCAGAGUAUUCCUGAUGCAGUGAGACAGCAUCCGGACUUCUAUAGCGCAUAUAGUCAUAGAUAG